GUUUGCAAUGGCUCUGCAGGUUGGAUCAGUAUGCUAUAGCAAAAUUUGCUGAAAGUUUUGAAAUGAUUCCAAGAACUUUGGCUGAGAAUGCUGGGCUAAAUGCAAUGGAGAUCAUAUCUUCUCUAUAUGCAGAACAUGCAUCUGGAAAUGUCAAAGUUGGCAUUGAUUUGGAAGAAGGUGUUUGUAAGGAUGUCUCAACCUUGAGCAUUUGGGAUCUCCAUGUGACUAAGUUCUUCGCUCUUAAAUAUGCUGCGGAUGCUGCCUGCACUGUACUUCGGGUGGACCAGGUAAUCAACUAAAUAAUUGUUCCUAGUCAAUUCCAGAUUGCCACAUUAAUAUGUACCUCAGAAGCACAUUUUUCUUUCAGAAACAAGCUUAGAAACACGAUUUUUUUAUGGUUAAUAAAUAUAUUUUUGAAGGAAUAUCCAACAGUGGGCAAGCUGUAUUGAUGAUGUGGACUUUUCCCCCUUACUUGUUGUGUCUUGUCCCAUUUAUUUUCAGUGAGAAACUUAGGAAAAUUGAAACCUGUAGUUAAGAAUAAUGUUAAUAAUAUGCAGCUUCUGUAAAUUAGCAACUAUAUUGAAGAGUAUGGGUACAUGAUGUAUGUGCCAUAUUCUGACACGGGUUCUGAUAAUCCAGAAUGGAGCAAUUGUUGCUUUGGCACUUCAAAGUGCAUGAGGGUUCACAGUUUCUUUAACAUAUAGACAUAAAUGUCUAGAAGCAGUGAUGUUGACUUUACAGUGGGAGAUUCCUGUCUCCACUUGAUGGGGCCAGAGAAAAGUUGAGAGUUAGUAUGGUAUGACAGUUAAAGUCGUAAAGUUAUGGAAUUGGCUUAAAUGGUUGGAGAGGGUAGAAAAGUGAGCUUUCUGUUUUGUUGUAAUUUGAGAAACUGAGCAUUUGCUCUGUCGUAGAAAGGGAAAGCCCUGGAAGGAGAACCUUUUCCUCAAGUUCGUUGUAUAUCAAUGAACAUCGCCAAAGCAUUUUUUUUCUCACCAUUUUUCUCAUCUCUUCCUAAAAGCUCAAAACACUUCCUAACAGCACAUAAUUUUAUGCACUGAUGGAUAGGAAAAACAUUUUGGUAACAGCUGUUUGUGUAGACUUGAAGUUGAAAUAUUAAGGCUUAGUUUGGAUAAACAUCUCUACAAACACCUGUGGGAAAAACAAAAUAAAAUGGACCAAUAAAGUAAAAUGAAUCAAACAUCUCUCACAAGUUAAAAUUAACUUAUGUACCUCAACAUAUUCAGAAGUUUUCCAUAGAUUGAGGUACUUAAGUUGAUUUUAACUUAAGGGAGAAGUUUGAUUCAUUUUACCUAAAUUCAUCUUAUUUACUUUUAGUUCAAAUGUUUGUGAAGACAUUUAUCCAUAGCUAAAUCAAAGAUAAUUUUCCAAUGCAUAGACUGGAUUAUACAUCAUGAGCACACAAUGGCAGUAGUGUAGAGGAUUUUACACUGGCAGUAGUAUAC
Molecule: messenger RNA, 1463 nt
Organism: Cajanus cajan (pigeon pea)
Lineage: Eukaryota; Viridiplantae; Streptophyta; Magnoliopsida; Fabales; Fabaceae
Source: RefSeq, a predicted model, not a curated record